Messenger RNA from Leucoraja erinaceus (little skate), 1010 nucleotides. Its product is annotated as proteasome subunit alpha type-7-like. NCBI's taxonomy places the organism in Eukaryota, Metazoa, Chordata, Chondrichthyes, Rajiformes, Rajidae. Gene Ontology annotation, cellular component: proteasome core complex, alpha-subunit complex; nucleus; proteasome core complex. Bases 177 to 926 code for a protein of 249 amino acids. Gene Ontology annotation, biological process: ubiquitin-dependent protein catabolic process. The record is from RefSeq and is a predicted model, not a curated record. The transcript has 7 exons.
GUUCUCGCGCUGCUAUCGACUGCGUCCGUUGAUUGUUCGCCCUCCUCGCGCCCCAGGGCCGGAUCGCGGCGGUUGAAGUUUCAUUCGGGUUUCGCGCCCCCCCCGGCCCGCUCGCGGCGGCGGCGCCUCUUUUCGUCCGCUCACUCGCGCCUCGCGUGCCCACCCGCCCGCCCACCAUGAGCGCCAGCUACGACCGCGCCAUCACCGUCUUCUCCCCGGACGGCCACCUCUUCCAGGUGGAGUACGCACAGGAGGCGGUGAAGAAAGGCUCGGCCGCGGUUAGUGUGCGAGGAAAAGGAAUUGUGGUCCUUGGAGUGGAAAAGAAAUCUGUAGCCAAAUUGCAAGAUGAAAGAACUGUAAGGAAGAUCUGUGUACUGGAUGACAACGUUUGUAUGGCCUUUGCAGGACUCACAGCUGAUGCCCGGAUAGUGAUAAAUAGAGCUCGUGUGGAGUGUCAAAGCCAUAGACUCACUGUAGAGGAUCCAGUCACGGUUGAAUACAUCACACGCUUUAUUGCCAGUUUGAAACAGCGUUACACUCAAAGUAAUGGGCGCCGACCGUUUGGGAUUUCUGCACUGAUUGUGGGUUUUGACAUUGAUGGAGCGCCAAGACUUUAUCAAACUGAUCCAUCGGGAACAUAUCAUGAAUGGAAGGCCAAUGCCAUAGGAAGAAGUGCAAAGACUGUCCGAGAAUUCUUGGAGAAAAACUACAAUGAAGAGGCCACUGCCACAGACAGCGGUACCAUUAAACUUGCCAUCAAGGCUUUAUUGGAGGUUGUACAAUCGGGAGGAAAACACAUUGAACUGGCGGUGAUGAAACAUGGACAACUCUUAAGGAUCUUAAAUCCAGAAGAAAUUGAAAUGCAUGUUUCAGAAAUUGAGAAAGAGCGGGAAGAAGCUGAAAAGAAAAAGGCACCGAAAACCUAAAGAACUUUUUUAAAAAAGCUUUUGAACUGAACUAUUUUACUUGUUUCUAUAAUUACUGGAAUAAACAAUUGUGAACCAACUAAA